CUGACAAACAUGGCGCUGCUGAGGAAACGUGUUAGCUGCAAACAACAACACGUUUGCUGCUGCUAUACUUAGCCGGAUUAUUAUUUUUGUCCGCGAUGGGAAGCAUAUCGUUUGGAUACAUGUCUAUGAAAAGGCGGUCUAGUUUUUAUUCCCCUACAUGUUAACGUGACGUGAAUGAUCUUGUAAAGCGGACCAACUGACACAGCUAACAUUAGCCACACCAUCCGCAGCAGAAUCAGCCACUAACGAACUAAUCCGCAGGAUAAUCCAGUCGGCUGUGACGACUAGCCAGGACCACUGUGUUGUAUGUCCAUCAGAAAAGCUCGAAAUAUAUAUUUCUUUUUCAAAGUACUCUCUUGGGGAAUGAAUAACAGAACUGUACUGGAGCGUCUUAAAAUAUCAACGCUAAAUAGAAAACGGUUAACUUAACCUGUGACAAUUCAAAAGGAUCUGUGUAGUGAUUAUUCUAACAAACGAGAUGGAAUUGAAUUUAAACCACGUUGAUUAUCUCCAGGUUGGAGUGACAUCUCAAAAAACCAUGAAACUUCUCCCAACUGUGGGGCGAAAAGCAACUCAAAAGUGCACAGUCAUCCUACACUUUGUGCUCCAUCAGGGCUCCGACCUUCAGUAUGAUGUAGAAGUUCCCGGACCUCCAACUGUUCUGGAACUUCUCAACAGAGAUGGUGGAAAGGGUGGUGAGGAAGUUCUUUAUGGAACAGCUGAUGGGAAACUAGGUCUUGUGCAGAUUACCAAAUCUGGACCCAUUACUAGUUGGGAACUGGAUAAUGAGAAGAAAAAAGGAGGUGUGCUUUGUAUUGAUACCUUUGACAUUGUCGGUGAUGGUGUGAAGGACAUCCUAGUAGGAAGAGAUGAUGGGACUGUGGAGGUCUACGGGUUGGACAGUUCAAAUGAGCCAACACUGCGCUUUGAGAAUGUUUUGUCUGAGAGUGUCACAUCGAUCCAGGGUGGCUGCGUUGGAAAGGAAAUGCAUGAUGAAGUUCUUGCAACAACUUACACAGGAUGGGUGUCAGGUCUCACCACAGAGCCUCAGCAGAUGGUAGCAGGCCCAGGAGAUGAGAUCAAGAUGAGCCGGGAGACCCAGGGGAAGGUGGCUGCACUCAGGGCAGAGUUAGAGCAGUUGCAGGUGAAAGUGUUGCAGGGGAGAGAAAAAUACCAGCAGAGCUCUCAGUCCAGCACGGCUGUGUCCUCUGUGCCAGUCUUUAGCAUCAAUGACAAAUUCGCAUUGUGCCAGGAUGAUGCCAGUUACAGCCUCACACUAGAGGUGCAGACCGCCAUUGACAACUUGCUGCUACAGAGUGAUGUUCCCAUUGACCUGUUGGAUGUCGAUAAGAACUCAGCAGUGGUCAGCUUCAGUGAAUGUGAUUCAGAGUCAAAUGGGAACUUCCUCCUCGCCACCUACAGGUGCCAAUCAAAUACCACUGGUUAUAGAAGUGCAGAAGACUGA
Messenger RNA from Sinocyclocheilus grahami, 1465 nucleotides. RefSeq names its product Bardet-Biedl syndrome 7 protein-like. Lineage: Eukaryota; Metazoa; Chordata; Actinopteri; Cypriniformes; Cyprinidae. The record is from RefSeq and is a predicted model, not a curated record. Gene Ontology annotation, cellular component: axoneme; BBSome; membrane. Gene Ontology annotation, biological process: intracellular transport; cilium assembly; intracellular protein localization. The coding region runs from base 479 to 1465 and encodes 328 amino acids. The transcript has 10 exons.